AUGUCUCAAGAAUUCCGUUAUGUUGCCCAACGACUCUUGAUAAGCAAAAAAACCAAUAUUCUUCAAGCUAAUAAUAGCUUUUGGAGCCCUACGUCACCAACGUCAUCAUCGUCCAAUAAUGGAAAAAAGAGAAAUAUCCUUGAAGUUAUAAAGUCAACCGUACAUACUUUUGACAAGGACAUUAUUGAAAUAGGUUCUUCCUGCUCGUAUAAAAGCUCAAAACAUCUACGAAUAGAUUAUGAGCAAUAUUCAACUUUUCUUCCUAUUCAACGAUAUUUGAGACAUAAAGACUCGUAUAUAUAUGUCGCAACAUCGAAAUUUAAAUCUCUUUGGUGUCGCCAUAGUAGCUACAUUAGAGCAGUGGCCAUGUCGACAGUAAAUGUGCAUGCAGCUAGUCCUCAUGCAAUGUUUAUUGGUGAUUUUGGGUUGGCUAAUGUCGAUCAGCAGCUCUGGAUCGUUUGUCAUUUAAAACGUUUACGUUUUUAUUUGGGUUAUUGUACUUGGUAA
Molecule: messenger RNA, 507 nt
Organism: Funneliformis mosseae
Lineage: Eukaryota; Fungi; Glomeromycota; Glomeromycetes; Glomerales; Glomeraceae
Source: the annotation of a GenBank genome assembly